GAAGAUCCAGUGGCACAAACCACUACCGGAGGAGAUAAGCAAGGCCUUUGCGACUUGACGUAAAGAGAUGAACGCCGUCGGACAUUUUCGAUGUCCUCGCCACUACUGGUGGAUGCUAGUCAGGCAGCAUUUGCAGCGGUGGCCUAUGGGAGGGUGACCUAUGAGGACGACGGAGUUCUGGUGAGCUUCGUGUGCGCAAAAACGAAGUGUGUGCCCAUGGGGCGCCCAGGGCUGGACCUACAGGCAGCAGUUCUUGGAACCAGGCUCAUGAACACGAUCAAGGAGGAGCACAGUGUGGUCAUCUCGGACCUAGUGCUAUGGACGGACUCGAAGACGGUGCUGAGAUGGAUCGGCAGCAGGCACCGCCGUUAUAAGCAGUUUGUCUGCAACCGAGUGGCGGAGAUUCUGGAUAUGUCAAAGAUUUCGCAGUGGAGAUGGGUUCCUACAGCCGACAAUGCUGCGGAUGAUGCGACGCGGUCUCAGAGAGGAGUCGACCUUAGCCAGGAUUCAAGGUGGCUAAGAGGUCCUGCGUUUUUGAGGCAGACAGCAGCCAGCUGGCCGGAGCCUGAGCAAGGAACUAAACGGAUUCCAGAUGUCCCGGAUGAAGAAGAGAUGCCCAGUGAAUUUGCGUUAGUUGCGGCAAACGAUUUCGUACUCCCGUUUCAGAAAUUCUCGAGCUUCAAUCGCCUGGUGAGGACUACAGCCUGGGUCUUACGGUUUGCGCGCCGGUGCCGCAAACAGAAAAGCGAUCUCGAGGAAUACGGCCAUACUGCAGCAGAAUGUGAGGCCGCGGAGAACCUGUUGGUCAGACAGGCACAACUGGAGUGUUUCCCCGACGAGAUAAGGUCUUCAGAAGCUGGAAAGGACGUCGCUAGCUCGAGCGACAUUUUAGGGUUGGUGCCCUACUUGGACGAGCACGGGAUUCUGCGAGCCUACAGCAGAAUCGAUGCCGCACUGUGCAUGCCGUACAGUGCGAGGAGGCCCAUCAUACUGUCACACAGGCACAGUCUGACGGAGCUGAUUGUGCGACACUUCCACGCCAGGAUGAUGCACCAAAACGUCGAUGUUACAAUUGCGGAGAUCCGGACGAGAUUCUGGGUCACGAAGAUGAGGCGUGUGAUGAGGAGUGUCAUCGCAUCGUGCAACGAGUGCAAGUUGCAGCGAGCUUGGCCGAUGCCGCCAAUAAUGGGACCCCAAUCAGAGGAGAGAUUGGAUGCGGGUGGAUGGUCAGGGAAGCCAGACGCUUUGGUGACGUGUUUAGAGAUCGAGAUUCAGGGUAAGUUCUCGAGCAGAGAACGCGUCUGAGGGCGGAGUAUGGGAGCGCAUGGUGCAGUGCGUUAAACGAGUACUGCGUCAUACCCUGAAGGAAGUUGCGCCGAGAGACCACGUACUGGAGAGUUUCCUGAUUAAGGCGGAAAAUAUUGUCAACUCGUGUCCGCUUACCCACUUGCCUGUGGAUGCGGACGGGGAGGCGACGUUGACACCUAAUGACCUACUCAAGGGAGUGGCCAAUCUGCCGGAUACGCCUGGAUUGGAUUCGUCGGACAUUUUCGAUGUCCUGGAAGAAGUGUUCUACGAAAAAGCCUGCUACGAGACCGUUUUUGGAGGAGGUGGGUCCUGAAAUAUCUACCUACGCUGGUGCGCCGCGAGAAGUGGUGCCGAAGAAUCGAAGAUCGUCUGCGAUCCUGCCUUGGCCCGACGAGAGUGGUGGAGGAGGUCUACAGCGGAGCUGAUGGAGUCAUCAGACGCGCUAAGGUGCGCGUGAACGACAACGGCCAAUCGAAGACAAUGAUGCGACCCGUCUCUAAGCUUGCAGUUUUGGAUUAGAGUAAAGCGGUUCUUCACGGGGUCCGGGAUGUCCCGGAUCGAACAUUGUAAUCGAUAGUUUGAUUUUUAUUUAUCUUUGCAUUGUGAACUAGUCCGAAUAUGUUAGGAUUAUUAGCCAAAAUGUGUGCGGGCACACUGAUUGUCGCCAUCGCAAGUUUUCAAUAAGCCGGGGAAACUUAUCAUUUUUCAUUAUCGCGCGAAAGUUUGGAGGACACACUGCGAAUAAAACGAGCCUACUGCCUCGGAUUAAUUCUGCCCUUUCUUUCGGGAUCCACGGUGGAGUAGCCGUUUAAAGGCAACUUCGUUCGCGCGACGAUAAUAUAUUUAAACAUAGUUCAACAUCGUUUAAUCGAUAUUGUCAAUCAUCGAUAAACGAACAGAUACAGAACUAGAUCAUAGGAACAACUUGCAUGUUUUAACAUAGGAAUGAUAUGUAAAGCGAAUUAAGAACAGUCAUGAAUAAACAACCGUGCAAGACACUACAAUAUAUAUUUAUA
Drosophila yakuba is the source of this 2324-nucleotide messenger RNA. RefSeq lists its product as uncharacterized. The coding region runs from base 91 to 1305 and encodes 404 amino acids. NCBI's taxonomy places the organism in Eukaryota, Metazoa, Arthropoda, Insecta, Diptera, Drosophilidae. The transcript is spliced from 2 exons. The record is from RefSeq and is a predicted model, not a curated record.